GCUGCUUCCGGUUCUCCGGGGAGCCUGUACUUCGUCCUACCUUCCCCGGAGGAGCUGGGACUGCGGCUGCGGGUUCCGCCGCCUCGGGAGCCCUGGGAGCCCUCCGUCCCGCGCGGUGGUAGCGGCGGGGGCGGCGGCGGGUCUCCCGCGCGGCCGCGAUGCUGAGCUCCCGGGCUCAGGCGGCGAUGACCGCGGCCGACCGGGCCAUCCAGCGCUUCCUGCGGACCGGGGCGGCCGUCAGGUAUAAAGUCAUGAAGAACUGGGGUGUUAUAGGAGGAAUUGCAGCUGCUCUUGCCGCAGGGAUCUAUGUGAUUUGGGGUCCUAUUACAGAAAGAAAGAAGCGUAGGAAAGGGCUGGUGCCUGGCCUUGUCAACCUAGGGAACACCUGCUUCAUGAACUCCCUGCUGCAAGGCCUGUCUGCCUGCCCCGCUUUCAUCAAGUGGCUGGAAGAGUUCACCACCCAGUACACCCGGGAUCAGAAGGAGGCCCCCCCCCACCAGUAUUUAUCCUUAACGCUGUUGCACCUCCUCAAAGCUCUGUCCUGUCAAGAAGUCACCGACGAUGAGGUCUUAGAUGCAAGCUGCUUGUUGGAUGUCUUAAGAAUGUACAGAUGGCAGAUCUCUUCAUUUGAAGAACAGGAUGCCCACGAGUUAUUCCAUGUCAUUACCUCAUCCCUGGAAGACGAGCGGGACCGGCAGCCCCGGGUCACCCAUUUGUUUGAUGUGCAUUCCCUGGAGCAGCAGCCAGAAGUAACUCCUAAACAAAUAACCUGCCGCACGAGAGGCUCACCUCACCCCACGUCCAAUCACUGGAAAUCUCAGCAUCCUUUCCAUGGAAGGCUGACGAGCAACAUGAUCUGCAAACACUGUGAACACCAGAGUCCUGUUCGAUUUGAUACCUUCGACAGCCUUUCACUGAGUAUUCCAGCUGCCACGUGGGGGCAUCCACUGACCUUGGACCACUGCCUUCACCACUUUAUCUCAUCCGAAUCUGUGCGGGACGUCGUAUGUGACAACUGUACGCAGAUGUUACACUUCAAGAACUUCUGCAGAGCGAUCUUUCUCUUACUUCAGAUCGAAGCCAGAGGGACGUUGAAUGGGGAGAAGGUGGAACACCAGAGGACCACCUUUGUUAAACAGCUGAAACUAGGCAAGCUCCCUCAGUGUCUGUGCAUCCACCUGCAGCGGCUGAGCUGGUCCAGCCAUGGCACACCCCUGAAGCGGCAUGAGCACGUGCAGUUCAACGAGUUCCUGAUGAUGGACAUCUAUAAGUAUCACCUCCUCGGGCACAGACCUGGUCAGCACAGCCCCAAGCCCAGUGAGACCGUGGGGCCCACCCUGGACCUGCAGGACGGGCCGGCUGCCCCCAGAUCAGUUCUGGAUCAGCCCGGGGGCCCGAAAACACACAUUUUUAUGAAUGGAGCCUGCUCCCCAUCUUUAUUGCCCCCCCUGCCAGGCCCGAUGCCCUUCCCGCUCCCGGUGGUUCCUGACUACAGCUCCUCCACGUACCUCUUCCGGCUGAUGGCAGUUGUGGUCCACCACGGGGACAUGCACUCGGGACACUUCGUGACUUACCGACGGUCCCCGCCGUCGGCCAAGAACCCUCUUUCAACCAGCAACCAGUGGCUGUGGAUCUCCGACGACACGGUCCGCAAGGCCAGCCUGCAGGAGGUCCUGUCCUCCAGCGCCUACCUGCUGUUUUAUGAGCGUGUUCUCUCCAAGAUGCAGCCCCAGGGCCGGGAGUACAGGUCCGAAGAAUGACGGCCCUGCCCCAGAGCCGAUGGCACUGUCCACGUGGGCCGGGAACCAGGCAAGAUCUGGCUGUGUGUGCGUGCGCAGGUGGCCCCGCUAGAGUCCUCAGCCUUCUGGUGUGUCCUCAGAGCGGGCUCCAUGCAGGAGCCGCUGGCCCCCAGUUCAAACCGAAUCUAGCCCCCUGAACAGCUCUGGGAGCGUGCGCUGGGUGGUGUCCUCACUGUGCUGCGACCAUUCAUUCUUAGAACGUCUUUUUACUCACCUGAUACAGGUAAUUAAAAGAAACCCGGUUCUGGAAGCCACCUUUUUUAUAUUCGGCUAUGUUAGGUGUUCUCAGAGGGGAGGUCACUUUGUCUAAUCCUCCAAUCGGUUUCAGCAGAGAUCUUUUAUUUUUAAUAAGCAGGCCCCCAAAAUUGGUGAAAUUAUUAAAGGCAACAAUUUGGAAGAAAAAGUGCCUUUCACUUUCGAUUGCUUUUGUAGCACGUCCAUUCUGGAAAAUACACAUUGUCUAAGAGUCCUCUGAACAACUUUUGAGAAAAGCUCUGCUCCUUGCAAGUUUCUCCGCGGAGAGCAACAGGACUCCUAAAAGACGCCUGAAGAACACCCGCCUUCUCUUUUUGUGGGUCUUUUCUAAUCUUUGGAUUCUUUCUGUCAUCAAAGUGCACCUGCCAAAUCUGCCCCCCCACCCCCACCCCGGGGUGGGGGGGAUUCUUCCGCUGCUCCGCCAGCUGUGAGCUGCUUCCCGCUUGCUCUUACUGUCGGCACACUGGACGGGAGACGUGACGAUGGUCUGUCAUCCAACUGCGUGAACAGUGGGCACGGGGCAGCGUCCGUGCCGACCACUGCACCUCCUCUGCUCUGGACAAAGCCAGUUUUUACACGACAUCCCCACCCCCCCGUGGACGGUUAUUUCUAACUCUGUCACCCCUGCAGUGCUCCCGAGGUUCACAGGUGCAGCUGGGGGCUGUGUGAGAUUCAGGAGCUGGGGUCUGGAAGGGCACUGACCGCAGGGCCACAGUCGGACUUCCUCGUUUGGCAAGGGUAGGCUUAGGCUCAGCGAGCAUCCAAACCCCAGCCCUUUCCACAAAAAAGAAGAAAGUUUUCAAUUUGUAAAAAACGUAUCCUUACAGCUGAUCAUCUAGUACUGUCAUUUUCUUAUAGGUCCAUACUCUACAUUUAUUGUACAAAGACUGUACUGAGCAUUCUCUUCCCUCUUGGGAGAAGGCUCAUGGGCGCAGCCCAGCACCACAGGAAGUUUGAGGACACAGUGGUAUCUAUGUUCUAGCUAGGUUUUUUAUUAAAAAAAAUUCAAACGGACUCUUCAGAGUUAAGAUUUGGAAUUUGAACUUUCUAAAAGGUCACCCGAGGUGAGGCUGAGAACGGGGCUUCCCCUGGGGGGGUGGGCUGGCAGACGCUGCUAGACCAGGCCUGGGUGUCCGCAAAGAGCGCAAGGGGCCCGGGUGAUCGCCGUCCCGCCGGGCCCAGCACGCACCCCGAGGACUCACAACUCUCGACCGACUGAACGUACCAUGGAAGGUUCUCCGGGCCCCGGACGUCCGGGAGAGAGGAGCAGCGUGAAGCGUCCUUCCCGGUUCCGUUGCAGGCCCUGGCUUUGAUGUUGCCUCGAGUACAGCUGUUUUGCCUGAGUCCGGGGGACAAACACCCGAUGAUGUGACCCUUACACCGUGCCGCAAAACUAGCUUUCAGUAACUGCUCUUCUGCCGCCGUUUCCCCUUUGAAAUCUGCUGUUAAAGAGAUGCCGGGCCCGGAACGGUCAGCUGUAAGCUGAUGGCGGGUCAGAGGCUGGGGUGGCCAUGCACAGUCUCUGACCCGGACUUAAAGCUGACAUCCUCAUUUUGUAAAUUAUUAGGCAUUAAGUAGCAGCCACCUCAUCUUUCUAGCUUUAAGUUAUUUACAGAGCGGCUUCUCUGGGCAAAAACCUAAGUUAAACUAGUAGUUUAUGCCAUAAUAACUUCUGAUUUAUGUAUUUGCUAAAGGUACCUUUUGUAUCUGCUGUGUAUUAUAGUAAUAAAAGAAUCUUUUUGUUAGGAAAAAAAAAA
Molecule: messenger RNA, 3811 nt
Organism: Mirounga angustirostris (Northern elephant seal)
Lineage: Eukaryota; Metazoa; Chordata; Mammalia; Carnivora; Phocidae
Gene: USP30
Product: ubiquitin specific peptidase 30
Exons: 13
Coding region: 159-1760 (533 amino acids)
Biological process (GO): protein deubiquitination
Cellular component (GO): cytosol; nucleus
Molecular function (GO): cysteine-type deubiquitinase activity
Source: RefSeq, a predicted model, not a curated record